UCUUCAUCCACCAACAUCGGUCCUUCUGUAGAACAUUCAACGACAGAAAAAAGAACGGUCAAGUUCAUCAUUUCGACUUAAUAUGACCAAUGGAAUUGUAAACGGCAACGAAAGUCUAGAGACUCAGUUUGCUUCUCUCGGCAUAAAUGGAACGAAAUCUGCAUACGUUCCACCUCACAUGAGAAAUGCGCAGCGCGCUACACCACCCCCGCAACAGCCAAACGGGACCGGCUGGAACGAGCCCCAAGCUUCUCCUCGCCGUGGAUUUGAACCCCUCCGAGGUGGUCCUCCCGACAAAGGUAGCAAAGAUGUCGCUCUUGCAUUCAGCAGUCCUACCCGUGGAGGUAGCAGUGCAAGUGAUUGGGCAGGUCGCCCAACUAGCAACGGAUGGACUGCCAGAGAACCCCGUGGAGAUAGCCAACAGCGUGAUUCUGCCGGAUUCGGUGCCUGGCGCAAUGGUGUUCAUGUCGUCGGCCCUCGCAAUCCUCGCAUGGAGAAAGAGCUUUUCGGAGAUCCGACCGAUCCAUCCAAGCAACACACUGGCAUCAACUUCGAGAAGUAUGAUGAUAUUCCUGUCGAGGCUACAGGCGCUGGAGUCCCAGACCCCGUUACAGCUUUCACGAACCCCCCACUAGACCCUGUUCUCUUGGAGAACAUCGCAUUCGCUCGUUACACCACUCCGACUCCCGUUCAAAAGUACUCCAUUCCUAUUGUCGCUGGUAACAGAGAUUUAAUGGCCUGUGCUCAGACUGGUUCAGGCAAGACAGGAGGCUUCUUAUUUCCUAUUUUUUCCGCCUCUUUCGCUUCUGGACCUCGUGCCCCACCACCUGAGACCCCAUCAAUGGGGUACUCACGCUCACGUAAAGCCUACCCUACUGCCCUUAUUCUUGCUCCCACCCGCGAGCUUGUCAGUCAAAUUCACGAAGAAGCACGCAAAUUUGCAUACCGCUCAUGGGUUCGCCCGGCAGUGGUGUAUGGUGGUGCCGACAUUAAUCAGCAGCUGCGUCUGAUCGAGCGUGGCUGUGAUCUUCUUAGUGCUACUCCUGGACGGCUUGUCGACCUCAUUGAGCGUGGUCGGAUCAGUUUAGCAAACAUUCGCUACCUUGUCCUUGAUGAGGCUGAUCGCAUGCUUGACAUGGGUUUCGAGCCUCAGAUUCGUAGGAUCGUUCAAGGCGAGGACAUGCCUGGCGUAGAAGAUCGCCAGACACUUAUGUUUAGUGCCACAUUCCCACGUGAUAUCCAAAUGCUCGCACGAGACUUCCUGAAGGACUACAUAUUCCUUUCUGUCGGCCGUGUCGGUUCAACCUCUGAGAACAUCACCCAAAAGAUCGAGUACGUGGAGGACAAUGACAAGCGUUCUGUCUUGCUUGAUCUCCUCGCGUCUGAUCCUCCUGGCGGGUUGACCCUUGUCUUCGUAGAGACCAAGCGCAUGGCCGAUAUGUUGUCUGAUUUCCUCAUGUCAAAUCGCCUCCCUGCCACGUCCAUUCAUGGUGAUCGCUCCCAGCGUGAGCGUGAGAUGGCUUUGCAGACCUUCCGCACCGGACGUACUCCAAUUUUAGUAGCUACUGCUGUCGCAGCCCGUGGUCUUGAUAUUCCUAACGUCACCCAUGUGAUCAAUUACGACCUACCUUCGGACAUUGAUGACUACGUCCACCGCAUUGGUCGUACUGGUCGUGCCGGAAACACCGGUGUCUCCACUGCAUUCUUUAAUCGUGGAAACAAAAACAUUGUCCGCGAUCUUCUCGAACUUCUCCGUGAGGCUAACCAGGAGAUUCCUUCGUGGUUGGAGAGUGUCGUACAUGAGACAACCUUUGGAUCAAGUUUCCGUGGCGGUCGUGGCCGAGGUGGAGGUGGAGGUGGAAGUGGAGGUGGCAGUGGCAGUGCUGGAACUCGUGGUCGUGGUGGCAACCGCGAUUACAGACAGUCUGGCUAUGGCGGCGCCAGCAACUAUGGUGGAAGCUUCGGACGUGGUAACAUGAGCUACGGCAAUGCCCCUUCAUAUGGCGGCGGCGGCGGAGGUUAUAAUAACAAUGGAGCAAGCGGUGGUGGAUCCGGCUGGUGGUAAAUAUACUGUCGCCACGCUCGGAAUCCACUCGCCUUCCACUCAAGUGUAUCAAGUUUUUCUCGGCCUGCAACUUCCAUCGGAUUUCCUUAAUUCGCCUCGAUUUCACACUCAUGAAAAUGUCCCUGGUAACAACAAACUCCUUGCCCUAUGCACUCAAACAUCCAUCUCGCUGUGUGUUUCGCUCUCUUUUCCUCUCUCACGCACGGACUCCUUGCGC
Suillus discolor is the source of this 2282-nucleotide messenger RNA. Its product is annotated as P-loop containing nucleoside triphosphate hydrolase protein. The transcript is spliced from 4 exons. Gene Ontology annotation, cellular component: nucleus. The record is from RefSeq and is a predicted model, not a curated record. Bases 83 to 2065 code for a protein of 660 amino acids. Gene Ontology annotation, molecular function: ATP binding; RNA binding; RNA helicase activity. Lineage: Eukaryota; Fungi; Basidiomycota; Agaricomycetes; Boletales; Suillaceae.